Wasmannia auropunctata (little fire ant) is the source of this 923-nucleotide messenger RNA. RefSeq lists its product as uncharacterized. NCBI's taxonomy places the organism in Eukaryota, Metazoa, Arthropoda, Insecta, Hymenoptera, Formicidae. The transcript is spliced from 3 exons. The record is from RefSeq and is a predicted model, not a curated record. The coding region runs from base 1 to 825 and encodes 274 amino acids.
AUGUCUAGCGGAGGUAUUAAUUUUCAUGGUAAUAGAGUGCCGAUACGACUGAGAUGUUUCGUAGCUGAUGCGCCAGCUCGAGCAUUUAUUUUAAAUCAUCGUAAUCAUAUGUCUUGUCGUCCCUGUUCCAAGUGUAAAGUUUCAGGUACACUUUAUGAAGGUCGUAAUGUCUUCAACGGUAUUAAUCAUUCCCCUCGAACCGAUGAGGAAUAUACUAGAUGCUUAGAUGAGGAUCAUCACAGAGGUAACAGUUCAUUAGCAACAUUACCAAUGAGCAUGGUUUCACAAGUUCCUUUUGAGUACAUGCACCUUAGCUUGCAUUACAAAAAUUUGUUCUUCGAAGUCCGAAUCUGUAUGGUCCAGCCUUUAAAUCUUAUAAUGUACAUGGUCUUCUUCAUCUUACCGACGAUGAAAUAUUGUCGAAAACCGGGUUUACCUCUUCAGCAAUUCUUCAAUAGGAUGACAGAGAUAGACAUUCACAGAACAGUCGAUGACCAUAAUAUGAAUUCAUCUAUUCACGUAAUUCCAUUGAGUAAUAGUGAUAUUAAUUGUCGUCAAUAUCGUAAAAUUCAAUUUAAUGGAAUAUCGUUAAGUAUAGAGGCACGUGAUAAUUGUUGCAUUUUAAAUGAUGGAUCCAUUGGUAUCAUUUUUAGCAUUGACAUGAACAAUAACUGUUAUCGUUUAGGAAUAAAAAAAUUUUUACAAAUACAGGAUUUUUAUGAUAUCGGCAUGUUAUCUUCGGCUCUCCAAAUAUACAAAUGUUCCAUAUUGAGUAACGAGAUUUCCUAUAUUCAUUCUCGACGAAGUUCUUGCAAAGUGUUAUAGGAUGCCUCUUUGGAAUUCAACAUCGACGGAAGAUAGCGACAGUAAUGAGGAUGAUUCAGAAAUAUCUGAAUAUGUUGUCGCUGUUAUCAUACAUAGUG